GGACCCAGUUUAACAUUAAAGAGACUAAAUCACAUGAUCCUUAUUUUCAAAAAGAGGAAGCUGCAGGUCUAACUUACUGAACUAAAUGACAGCUAUUCAUUGAACAGUUAUUUCUUACGUUAUAGUCACGCGCUUGUAUAAUGACGCCACGCGAAAGAGUUUUACUGCGUCUGUGUUUGAUUUAAAGAUGAAGUCACACAUUACUUUCGUUUUAUUAGGCUUGUGUUAUCUGCCAGUAUUGUCUGUGCUGGCAGAUUCACGCUCAUUUUCUAUUGACUAUGAAAACAACUGCUUUCGAAAGGAUGGAAAACCAUUCCAGUACAUCUCAGGAAGCAUCCACUAUUCCCGCAUCCCUCGGGAUUACUGGAAGGACAGGCUGCUUAAGAUGUACAUGACUGGACUCAAUGCUAUUCAGGUAUAUGUGCCGUGGAAUUUCCAUGAGACCGUGCAGGGGGUGUUUAACUUUGCAGGAGACAGAGAUCUGGAGUACUUCUUAAAGCUGGCAAACCAAACAGGGCUGUUAGUCAUCUUGCGUCCAGGGCCGUACAUCUGCGCAGAAUGGGAAAUGGGUGGUUUGCCUGCAUGGUUGCUACAAAAACCGAACAUUAUCCUCCGUUCAGCUGACACAGAGUACUUGCAGGCAGCGAGUAGCUGGUUGGAAGUCCUGCUCACUAAGAUGAAACCGUGGCUUUAUCAGAAUGGAGGAAAUAUUAUUAGUGUACAGGUAGAGAAUGAAUAUGGCAGCUACUUUGCUUGUGAUUAUAACUACAUGCGGUACCUUCACACUCUCUUCCGUCUGGUCCUGGGGGAAGACGUUGUCCUCUUUACUACAGAUGGAAACACAGACAAAGAGAUGAAAUGUGGUACACUCGACGGCCUGUAUGCAACUAUAGACUUUGGCACAGACACCAAUAUCACUACAGCCUUUAAUCGACAGAGAAGAUUUGAACCCAAAGGUCCACUGGUGAAUUCUGAGUUUUAUACAGGUUGGUUGGAUCACUGGGGAGAAAGCCAUGCUUAUGUGGAGACUGAGAAAGUCAGCAAAAUGCUGGGAGAAAUGUUGGCUAUGGGUGCCAGUGUCAACAUGUACAUGUUUGAGGGAGGAACCAACUUUGGCUACUGGAAUGGAGCCGACUAUGAUACCAGGUUUCGGUCUGUGGUGACCAGUUAUGAUUAUAAUGCCCCAUUAUCAGAAGCAGGAGAUCCCACGGACAAACUGCUUGCCAUAAGAGACGUUAUUACAAUUUUUCGUGAUAUUCCAGUUGGUCCCAUGCCACCAGCCACCCCAAAGCUAGCUUACGGCUUUGUGACACUACAAAAGGUUGCCAACAUUAGCAGCCUGUUGGACACACUGUGUCCUCAAGGUCCAGUACGAUCUCAAUAUCCUUUGACAUUUGAAGAGAUUAAACAGUACUAUGGCUUCGUGCUUUAUCGGACGACACUACCGCAGAACAUUCCUGACCCGACUCCGCUCAUCUCACCGGUCAAUGGCAUCCGUGACCGUGCAUACGUCUCUGUGAAUGGGGUGUAUCAGGGGUUCCUGGAGAGGGACACCACAUUGGUGAUGAACGUUACUGGACGACAAGGAGAUCAGUUGGAGAUUCUUGUGGAGAACAUGGGCAGGGUUAAUUUUGGCAGCUAUAUCAAUGAUAAUAAGGGUCUCCUCGGCAACCUUAUCCUGGGAAAUGAUGUGCUCACUGAUUGGUUAAUCUACCCACUUGACAUUGAUACUGCAGUAGCUAAUGGCUGGCUUCAUGCAGAUCACUCCAAAGUUCGACCAGGUCCAAAGAUGGAAGCAGGAGAUGGACCAAUGAUCUACUCGGGAACCUUGAAGACCUCAGGCCUAGCGUGGGACACUUAUGUAAAACUUAAUGGAUGGACUAAAGGUCAGGUAUGGGUAAACGGUGUAAAUCUGGGAAGGUACUGGCCCCAAAAGGGUCCCCAACAGACACUAUAUGUCCCCGGACCUUUUCUUAGUGCCACUCAACCAAACAACAUCACCGUAUUGGAGCUGGAAAGAGCACCAUCACACGGCAGGAUUCUGUUUAUGGACAGACCUCAGCUAAACCGCACUGUACAAAAGACGUGAACAUAUACACUAAACAUGCAUUGGAAAGCCUUAUUCGCUCUUCAACUCAAAGAAUGUAUACAUUAUCUGCAUAAGCCAUCAUAACACAGUGUGUCAUAUUACUCAAUAUUUAGCUUGGUUUACUGAUCUGUUGAUGGCUCAGGAACUGUUAAAAUUGCAGCUCAUUUUAAUAUGAAAUAAAUAUAAGAAACAAAGAA
Molecule: messenger RNA, 2286 nt
Organism: Misgurnus anguillicaudatus (oriental weatherfish)
Lineage: Eukaryota; Metazoa; Chordata; Actinopteri; Cypriniformes; Cobitidae
Gene: glb1l
Product: galactosidase, beta 1-like
Biological process (GO): carbohydrate metabolic process
Molecular function (GO): beta-galactosidase activity
Source: RefSeq, a predicted model, not a curated record